Messenger RNA from Dictyostelium purpureum, 1617 nucleotides. RefSeq lists its product as uncharacterized. The transcript has 3 exons. Lineage: Eukaryota; Evosea; Eumycetozoa; Dictyosteliales; Dictyosteliaceae. The coding region runs from base 1 to 1617 and encodes 538 amino acids. The record is from RefSeq and is a predicted model, not a curated record.
AUGAAUAAUCACAAUUUAAAAUUUGAAAAUGUAAUUGAUGUGGAUAAUUCAUUAUAUAAUAAUAAUAUUGUUAUAAAUUAUUUUAAUGUGUUUUAUAAUAAAAACCAACCUUAUUUAAUAUGGCCUCAAGAGAGUGAACAUAAUAAUAAUAAUAAUAGUAAUAAUAACGAUUCAUUUGAAUAUUUAAAUUUUUUACCAAUAUUUUCAGAUUGUAAUAGUAAAAUAAAGCAUAUUAAACAAAAAUUUAUACACUUUAAAUGCAUCGAAAAUAAUAAUUUACUAUUUACCUAUUCAAAAUUUAUUUUAACAUUUUAUAAAUUUGAUUCAAUAAAAAAUAAUUGGGAAAUUAUACAGACAUUAAACCACAACGACCUCUUUCCACAGUUAUCGUAUAAAUCAAUUAUAGAAUAUGGUAUCGACACAAAUGUAUUGGUAGUCUAUUGUGCAACCGAUAAGAAACUUUUUCUUUUCAAAAAUGUUUUAGAUAAACCGAAUAUUAAGUUAGAAACAAUACAAAUCGAAGAAUUGGGAAUUAAUAGCUCGAUAGUUGACAUAAAAUGGUCAAAUUUAAUAUUAUCAAUAUGCACAUCCAAUGAAAUCAUAUUUUUAAAAUGGAACUCGAUUCAAGAAAUUGGUAAUAAGAACUAUCAAAUUUAUAGAUUUGUUUAUGACCAAGAUAGUGAUUUUAUAAAAAUGUUAUGGAUAGAUAAUCAAACUCUGCUAGUCUCAACCCAUAUAUCAAUCAAAACCAACCUUGGUAGCAAUAGUAAUGCUUUUGAAAUUUUAAAAUUACCAGAAAAAAAAUCAAUCCAAAUUUUAGAUAUCAUAAAUAAUGAAGAAAAGGACAAAGAAGAAGAGAUAUUAUUUUUAAAGCCCAAUAGUAACAACACAUCAUCAAUCCCAUCAUUAUUUAUGAUAAACUCUUUGGAUAACAACAAAGAGGAUAGUAAUAAUAGUGAGGGUGCCCAAUCACAUAGCAAAAUAUUAGAUAUUACAUCGGAAAUAGAAAUGACAACUGUAUCAAAUAAAAGAAAUAUAGACACUGACAAUAGCAAAUCAUCAAUUUUAUUUUUAAAAUUUAUAGAUAAUGAAAUUAAAUUAAUAAACUCAAUCAAAAUAAAUAAUGAGAUAUCAACACCGGACUUAUUAAGUUUUAAAAUGAAUGGUAUCAAUAAUGGAGGGUAUAUAGGGGUAUCAUCAACACUAUCAAACAAAGUCAAUAUAAUAAAACAUUCAAAUUUCAAAUUAACAGACAAAAAAAUAUUGGAGCUGGCAGAGGAAAAAUACAAAAUUAAAGCUAUAGGUUUUUUAAAUAACAAUAAUAACAACGACGAUAUCAAGAUCUAUUCAUUAGUUUCGGAAAAAUUAAACUCAAAAGGAAUUGGAUUAUCAUUUAAACCAAAAUCAAACUUCAAAGUAUCGUUAUACUCAUAUAUUGUUGAAAAAGCAAUAGAAAUCAAACAACCCCAACCUCAAACCCCUAACGGGUUUUUAAAUUUUCAAAAUAUAAUAAUAGAAAAAUUAACAUCCAUAGAAAAUAUAUUAAAUAAUCAUUCUAAAAGAUUGGAAAAGAUGGAAAACAACAUAGAGCAAAUUCAAAAUCAAUUAAACAAAUAA